Molecule: messenger RNA, 1798 nt
Organism: Mobula hypostoma (lesser devil ray)
Lineage: Eukaryota; Metazoa; Chordata; Chondrichthyes; Myliobatiformes; Myliobatidae
Product: CDC42 small effector protein 2-like
Exons: 5
Coding region: 853-1113 (86 amino acids)
Biological process (GO): regulation of Rho protein signal transduction
Cellular component (GO): plasma membrane
Molecular function (GO): small GTPase binding
Source: RefSeq, a predicted model, not a curated record
CAGAAAUAAUCCAUACAAUAGAUAAUUGACAAGAAUUCAGUGUAAUCCUUUCCUUAAGACACUGUGUUCCAAUGGCUUAGUUGUCCUUCGUAUCCAGCAAUGACAGGCAACCUGAGUGGGGGAGUUUUUUUUUAAAGUGGAAAAGCCGUUGCACUCUGGAAACUCCACUCUCCGCCUUGGAAGACCGGAUGUAGUGGUAUGGAUCGUUGUCACAAACUGGGGUCUUCCCUGGUUGCAGUAGAUGACCACGAAUUGUGUGCCUUGCCAUGCCCUUUGCUCUUCACGAAGUGUUGUAGAACCGCCUUUUUGCCCGUUGGAUCUCACUACUGCGGGAGCUGACUUCAAAUGCUAGGACAGACAUCUGGUUUAGUCCGCCUGUUGAAGCGGUAUACCGGGGUGUGGCAUGCAAACAGCUACUUGAAGCAACAGGUGAGAGCUGAGUGUCCGGUGGGGCUGGAAGGUGAGUGAGCUGCUCCAGAACGGACACGAUAAGCCCUCUCUCUCACCAGAGGUGCCUCUUCUACUGGACACCCCAUACACAUAAACGGCAAUGUCCAUACAGGAUGUACAAUACGAUUCACGGAUAACUAUUAUUGUGAUAAUUAUGUUUCCAUAUUUGUGAAUUUGAAAACUUUUGAAAAGUAAGACUGGUGAAAUACAAACUUGCUCCAGCAUCGGGAGGAGAAACCUUCAGAUGAAAGACCAAUAACGAGUUUGCCUGACUGUUGGGCUCUGGCCACGUGUGCACAAUCUGAGUGUCGUGUAACAUUCACAUCACUUGGUUUCUUUAGCGGCUGUAGUUAUAGCCAAGUGAUUCUGGAUUUGCCAAAUAUUGCAAGAUAUCGUGUAAGAAUGAGUGAAUUCUGGUUAUGUUUCAACUGCUGCAUUGCAGAACAACCAAGGCCCAAAAGGCGGCGGCGAAUAGAUAGAAGCAUGAUUGGAGAGCCAACAAAUUUUGUUCAUACAUCGCACAUGGGGUCUGGAGAUAUGUUAGGGAAUCAAAUUAACUCUUUAAAUGAUGUAUAUGGCUUAAUGAAAUCUAAGGGUGGCUAUGGGGACACCAUGCCAAUUAGUAUUCAGACUCUGCAUCUCAUCGAUUCAACAGCAGCAUAGGAUCAUCAGCAACGGAGUUACACAGAUCCAGUUAAUCCAUUAAUUCCUGGUUUCUUUAAAGUGUUCUUCUGUAAAUCCUUGAUUCUUCAAAACUAUUAUGCCAAAAUGUUUUGAUACAGUUAUCGAAGGAAAAAAAACCUGUGUUAAAAGUUCCUGCACUCCUUCCAGUGGAACUUGUUGCUCCUAAUACAAACUGAAAGCGCAUUGAUGAACUGCGCUUCAGAAGUAGAUGAUACAAUCUCCAUAUUGGUUAGGUCACUCAAAGUGGACGUUUUUUUUUAUUCAUGACUAUUUACAUUGUUUUGACUAGCAACAAUUUUUGGAAUCAUAAUUGCCAAUACAUAGUUGAGAAAUAAAACUUUUUAUCAGCUCUCAAAUGCCUGUAUAACCAUAUGGAGUGAUAUUUAAGUUUUGUGUUCUGUGUUUAACUUAUGGGUUCUAUAUUCAGAUCUUUGACAGCAUAAUUUUUCCAUAUAGAAUUGCAACUUAAGUGAAAUAUUGGAUGUCCAAUGACUUGAUAAUGGGAACUAGUUGCUUAAAUUCAUACAUGUUUUUGCAAAUAUUGUUUUUAAUAAAGUAAUAAAUUCAAGAUUGCUUAAUGUAUUUCCUGUAUACAAGUGUAAAAGAGAAUGAAAUAAUUGUUACUCUGGAUCCAAUGAAGGGCCAAAAAAUAAAGAUUUGAACA